This is a messenger RNA of Pimephales promelas (fathead minnow), 1925 nucleotides long. NCBI's taxonomy places the organism in Eukaryota, Metazoa, Chordata, Actinopteri, Cypriniformes, Leuciscidae. The record is from RefSeq and is a predicted model, not a curated record.
AUGUCAGGAUCUAACAUGAAUAACUGGUACCUGACCCGGAGGCUGAUGCUUGUGGACACGUUGAGUGGAAGGGAAAACUCUUUGAGUUCUUCACCCAGAGCCAUACGUGUGGCCUCUAAUAUUAAGAUCGGAUUUCAACUGGUGCCGAAUACACAGAAGGGACUGGUCUACCCCCCUCUGAUGACCGUGGCCUACUCAGAUAUACUCGUCACUGACCCCAGCACACAGACUGUUUCUGUGUCAUUCUCUCUUGAAUAUACAAUGGACCAGGAGGAAGCUCGGAUCAAAACUGAUAUUGCUCUUGGUGUGCUGGGAGGGGUGGCUGUUGUCCACUCUUUAUUGAAGACCGCAAGCUGGAAAAGAAGAAUUGCAUCUCCUCUUAUUGACCUACAGACAAUUAUGAAGUUUCUGGUGUUCUAUGCUGGUGAUCUAGCAAAUGUUUUCUUCAUCAUCACUGUUGGAACAGGCCUCUACUGGCUCAUAUUCUUUAAGACAUUGGAGGCACAGCUAUUUGUGUCCGUGUUGCUGCCGUUACCAGCUCAGGAGGAGCGUUUUGUUGUUUAUGUUGGUUGUGCCUUUGCAUUGAAGACCGUACAAUUUCUUCAUAAGCUCUUUGUUCAGAUAUCUGUGGAUAUUUUCUUUAUAGACUGGGAAAGACCUUGUGGUAAAUCUAGGAAACAUGCGGAGGGGUCUGGCGAAGCAAAAAGUCAAGCAUCUCCUGUCAGUAUCUGGAGAACAUAUUUUGUGGCCAAUGAGUGGAAUGAGAUUCAGACUGUUCGCAAGAUCAACCCCACUUUUCAAGUCAUCGCUGUGCUCUUUUUUCUGGAGGUGGUGGGCUUUUCAAAUUUGGCUCUAAGAGACCCCUCGUCCAACCUGCGUCGAGCUCCUGAGUCAUACAAGCCUACAUACAGUCUAAUACUCCGCUACGGUGUGGCUUCUGCUAUGUGGCUCUGCAUUGGCUUAAUGCAGAUGAUAUUCUUCACAGUAUUCCAUGAGCGCUUUGUUGAAGACAAGAUUCGCCAGUUUGUAGAUUUGUGCUCAAUCAGCAAUAUCUCAAUGCUGCUGCUGUCUCAUCGAUGUUUUGGCUACUACAUCCAUGGACGCUCUGUUCAUGGUCAUGCUGACACCAACAUGGAUGAAAUGAAUACAAACCUGAAGAGAGAGGGGGAGAAUCUGUGUGGCCAAAGGGGACUUUUGCCGAACUCUGACACUCAGACAUUUCAGAUUUCAAUAACCAACCGCCUGCGAACUCAAUAUGACCGAAUAAUUGAGCCAAUCAACAGGAGAAAUGGUCCCUCAAGGUUGGUGGAUGCUUCAGCCAAUUCAUGUGAGCAGAGCACAAAAGCGUACCAUACAAUGAACCGAUUCCUGGGCUCCGUCAUCGAUCAUGCACACCGUGAGAUGGAUUACAUUGUGAAAGAUAAGCUGCUGUUUGAGAGAUUAAUCGGUAUGGAGUUUAUAGAGCCACUGGAUAAAAGCAUCUUUUAUAAUGAUGACUCUCACUCAUUCGCUGAUGUCCUCUUUUAUGGUAAUGAGGCUGUGCUGUUGAUUUUUGAUACUCUCUUCUUCUGUGUGGUGGAUCUGGGCAGUCAGAACUUCAUUCUCGCAGCUGUGUUAACAUACGUCCAGCAACUGGUCUUCAGAUUAAUCCGAAAUGGAAUGGGCCGCAGGAACCUAGCCAACAAAACUCUGGUUGACAAAAGAUUUCUUAUCUAGUUCCUCUUCUUUUUCUAUCUGCUUUCUGUUAUUGUGAUGGUGAUUGUGUUUUUAUACCAUGGCAGCCUUCAGGUUUCUUCUACAGACUAUAAAAUUAUUAUUUGUGCAAGAUUUUUUGUACUUUCAAAGCCAAGACAUUUGGGGGUUUGAUGUAUCAAUGUUUUAUAUUUAAAUAUUUUUGAUCAAUUAAAUCGUUACUUGGUUUUACG